CGUCGCGUGCUGAUAACGUACGCGCCUUAGCGACGAGCGGUUGCUAAGGCUGCGAUGGACGCUACCUCCCGGCCGCUCCGCGUGCCCCCGGAGAUGGGCAUGUAUGCGGAAAAGCACGAGCUCUUCCAGCUCUUGCAGAAAAUCCUCAGAUCGCAACUUUGUUAGCCAGCUGAGGACACAAACAACUGUAAAUAAUAACCCCAACUCAUCAACAAUUAUGCAAAUACCUACCCUUAAGCAUAACAUGCUUGAAGGGUUGUUAAUCCAUAAGCCUGAUGAGCCCAUCCAGUUCAUGAUAAGCCACUUAAAGCAAGACAAUGAUUAUGUUCCAAGAAUUUGUAUACUUGGUCCACCUGCCUCUGGAAAAACCACUAUUGCAAUGUGGCUUUGUAAACAAUUUAAUACUCCUCGUAUCGCUCAGGAUACUUUAUUGGAAGAAACAUUAGAGCUGACAAAAGAAGUAAAGGCAUUUCAAGAGAAAGGAGAGAAAAUUCCCAAUGCACUGUGGGCCAAUCUGAUCCAGGAACGUCUGUCAAACGUGGACUGCAUCAAACAAGGAUGGAUUUUGGAAGGUAUACCUGAAAACCGGGACCAAGCUUGGAUUCUGCAAUCAUCUGGCAUCAUUCCAAGACAUGUUGUUGUGUUGUAUGCUCCAGAUAUGGUGCUGAUUGAGAGGAACCUUGGGAAAAGGAUUGAUCCAUCCACAAAAGAGGUGUACCAUACUACCUUUGACUGGCCAAGCGACCUUCUAGUGCAACAGCGUUUGGUGGAGGCAGAAGGCAUAUCUGAACAGGAGACGGCAAAGCACCUGCUGGAGUAUCAUAGAAACUUUCCCAGAGUUUUCCAGAUCUAUCAGCAAAUCUUAAAAUCAAUCAAUGCUGACCAACCUUGUGCAGACAUCUUGUCCCAGGUUCUGACCUAUGUCCAAACCCGGUGCCGAUCAGCUGCCCCGUUUAUACCACGGAUUCUCUUUUGUGGACCCCCAGGCAGUGGGAAGAGCCUGCAGGCAGCACUAAUAGCUCAGAAAUAUGGUAUUGUCAACAUUUGCUGCGGGCAACUGCUAAAGGAAGCUGUUGCAGACAAGACAAAACUUGGAGAACUCAUUAAGCCUUAUUUUGACAGUGGAUGGCCAGUCCCAGACAACAUCGUUUUAAAGUUACUGACAGAUCGGAUCAACAGAUUAGACUGCAUGACUACUGGUUGGGUGCUACAUGGUUCCCCAAGAGAUUUAGAUCAGGCAGUACAGAUGGACAGAGUGGGAAUUCUUCCAAACAGGGUAUUUUUCCUGAAUCUUCCAUUGGAAUCUGUCAUGGAGCGUCUGGCUCAGCAGAUGAUCGAUCCAGUCACUGGGGAAAGAUAUCAUGCCAUGUACAAACCAGCUUCAUUACCAGAGGUCCAAGCCCGUCUCAUGCAGAACCCUAAGGACACAGAAGACAAUAUCAGAGUUUGCCUGGGGAUUUUUAUGAAGGCCUUUUAUGUCAAUGCUGACCAAGACCCUUACGUUGUCUUUGAGUAUAUAGAAAGCUGUCUCAUUAAACCCCUCCCACAUAAGUCCUGACAUAUUAAAAACAGCAGUCCCUGCAUGCCCUGCUAGUCCAAAACACUGGCAGGAAACGUCAAAUUGUUGGUGACUUAGGCCCAAAUUUGGGAGAGCACCUUUUUUUGCAAAAACUAAUAUUAAUGAAUAGGGAUGGCUUCUUGAAACCUCCUAAAAUGAAGUUUGCUUGGAUUUAAACUUUUCCCUGUAAUGUUUGCAACCCCAACAUUGCAGCAUUGGGCUAGUAUCGGGGCCUAGAACUCAAGUGGACUGGCAUUGUCUAAAGUGAGUGAAGGGCACAUAAUAAACAAAUAGCAUAAAUGGUGACAAGGUUAGAUAGUUCAAGCUCUUUGAUUCAAUAAUCCCAGAGAGCAAGACUGGAAAGAAGUUCAUUUUUUAGAAAUUAGGUUUAACCUGCCUGGCCUUUUCUAUUUGGGUGAGUCAAUGAAACAAAAGCAUUUUUAGGAAAUGUGUCACAUGUAGAAUGCAUGUUUGGAAUAUUAAACCCAUUUGAAGUGUA
Pelodiscus sinensis (Chinese soft-shelled turtle) is the source of this 2057-nucleotide messenger RNA. NCBI's taxonomy places the organism in Eukaryota, Metazoa, Chordata, Testudines, Trionychidae. The record is from RefSeq and is a predicted model, not a curated record.